AUAGAGGAAGGCGGAGAAUGUAAAGGAGCACUCCGCGUUGUGCUUGGCACCCCGACGAGGAUAACAGAAGCCAAUGAACAGUGCAGUAAACCCUAAUCUGUGUUGAAAGGAAUUGCUUUAUGCAGGAUUAAUUAUUUUUAAGUUUAGAGGGUUGACAUAAUCCAUGAAAAACCUCCGUAUCGGUGCCAUAUCGUCGAUCAACAACGUCGGGGCGGCGUAGAUGCUUGUCUCGGCGGUGUCCUGGGAUCUCAAUUGGUUCCUGCAACUGAUAUUCACCGCUUUAUUGGUUGCUAUUGGAUUGCAUACGGUCGUCAAGAAUACGGCCUCCAAGUAUUUUGAGGUCGACGCCAAUUUUGAGGGGGACCACCCCGCCGAUCGAACUCCAAUGCCCGGUGUUCUCAUGCAAGAUCCUGUUUGUGCCGUCUGUGGCCAAUCCGGCACUAAGAAGUGCUCCCGUUGUAAAGCCGUACGAUAUUGCUCUGAAGCGUGUCAAGUGGCGGACUGGAAAUCUAGACAUAAAACAAAAUGCAAGGAUUUCUGUCAAACUAAUGGAACCAAUUCGACUCAAAGUGGGGCAACUGAUGUUGGGCUUAAAGCCUCAGCUGGGUAUAAAAAUUUGUCUGCAAUUACGCUGGUACCAGCUUGCGGAAAGUCACGCCCUAUCAAGCAGCUGAAGGAUGUUAUUUUUCCAUAUGAUGAAUUUGUUGGGUUUUUCAGCCGGGACAACUUAGAAUUUCCUCCUUGUGGACUACUGAAUGGCGGAAACAGCUGCUUUGCUAAUGCGGUUCUUCAAUGUCUCUCAUUCACAAGGCCACUUGUCUCCUAUUUGUUGGAGAAAGGACAUCGUCGAGAAUGUAGUCUUGAUGACUGGUGCUUCCUAUGUGAAUUUCAAAUCCAUGUUGAAAGAGCCAGGCAAAGUUCACAGGCCUUUUCUCCGAUGAAUAUUCUUUCCCAUUUACCUAAUAUUGGUGGCACUCUAGGUUAUGGAAGACAAGAGGAUGCUCAUGAGUUUAUGAGGUUUGCAAUUGAUACAAUGCAAUCUGUUUGUCUCCAUGAAUUCGGGGGUGAAAAAGUUGUCCCUCCUAGACUGCAAGAGACAACUCUUAUGCAGCACAUCUUUGGUGGUCGCCUUCAAUCUCAGGUGAUUUGUUCAAAAUGUGAUAAAAUUUCAAAUCAAUAUGAAAAUAUGAUAGACUUGACGGUUGAAAUUCAAGGAGAUGUGGGCUCUCUGGAAGGAUGUCUGGACCUGUUCACCGUGAAGGAGUGGCUCCAUGGGGACAAUAUGUACAAAUGUGAUGGGUGCAAUGACUAUGUACAGGCAUGGAAACGUCUUACUGUAAAACAAGCGCCUAAUGUUCUUACAGUUGCCUUCAAAAGAUUCCAGAGUGGGAGGUUUGGAAAACUUAACAAGAGAAUAACUUUCCCGGAGACUCUAGAUCUUAGCCCUUACAUGAGUGAGGCAGCAGAUGGGUCAAAUAUCUAUAAGCUUUAUGCCGUCGUAGUUCAUCUGGAUAUGCUGAACGCUUCUUAUUUUGGUCAUUACAUAUGCUGCAUCAAGGAUUUUCAGGGAAACUGGUACUGGGUUGAUGACAGUAAGGUUACGAGUGUGGAGUUGGAGGAGGUACUCUCUCAGGGAGCAUACAUGCUUUUGUACAACAGGGUUAAUGCGAGGCCAUCAGGCCUUCAAACCACGGAAUCGUUAGGGAAGGAAGAACAAACUGUAAAAGUGGAGGUGGAGCCUAGCCCAACAGGUCAAGUUGCAGGCCUUUCAAACAGAGAGACCGUAACUGCCUGCAGAGGUUCUGAGGCUUUGACACCUGACAGCAGCCAAGAAAUACAGGUUUCUGACUUUGAAAACGUGUCAUUGCAUGAAAUUAACCAAGAUGUCAAAAAAGAGCGCUCUGAGGAUGUGGAGGUGAUUGAUGUUGAGUCGACUUCUGAUAUUACAAAUAAGAGUCCCUGCAGCUUGGUCCAGCCAUCUCAUUUACCUUAUUCGCAAGAUGUCAGAGACUUAGAGGGCAUAGCAAUGGUCAGAUCAAAUCCAUGCUUAACUGUGUCGGAAGAGAUCUCCAGGGAAGAACAAGAGGAUGGCAAUACAGUUGAAUGUGGCCCCUGUCCAGGCUCGCUGAAUGACUUUUCCUGCUGUCAUGAGGAUUCUCCUGUCUCAAAGGCAUAUGAAUUCACAGGAGAGGAUUCAGAACGUACAGAGGUGAGUGAAUACAAGUCAAGUACUACAGCAAGAGGCGAUGCAAAUUAUCUCAAUGGGUAUGCCAGUGCUGUCAAAUCUGCUAUCCCAGGUGAAGAUGGUUGUGCAGUAUUUUCUGGCGUUGGUGCUUUUCCCACGGACAUAACCCUCUGCUGACAUGCGCAGAAUUAAAGCAGGAGGGGUUGCCGCUCUACGGCUGUGAAACUGAAAUGGAAUCAAGAGAAUAGAAAUAUCAGGGGAUAAUUCAUAUCUGUGUAGGGACUAGGGGCAGAUAUUUUUGCUGUUUAUUCAUAUCAUUUGGUGAUCCCAUCAUCUGAAAGAGGUGGUGAGUUGGGAAAUUUUGACCGGCGUUCCAUUAUUCGCGGGAAUCUUGGAUCCUACAGUAGCAUAAUUAGAUGAAUUCUUUAAAUUAAUUUGACCAUAGUGACAAUGUUCAAUUCCUUUCUCGUGUUCUUCCCUAACGUGACAAAUAUUGCAUUGUCUUUGGAGAUGAUAGGCUUCGAAUAAUAAUGGAAUAUAAAUUCUCAUAUUUGGCGGGAAA
Molecule: messenger RNA, 2747 nt
Organism: Neltuma alba
Lineage: Eukaryota; Viridiplantae; Streptophyta; Magnoliopsida; Fabales; Fabaceae
Product: ubiquitin carboxyl-terminal hydrolase 18
Exons: 11
Coding region: 221-2362 (713 amino acids)
Biological process (GO): protein deubiquitination
Cellular component (GO): nucleus; cytosol
Molecular function (GO): cysteine-type deubiquitinase activity
Source: RefSeq, a predicted model, not a curated record